GGACAAGAAACGACGCAGACCAGACCAGCCCAGCAGCAGCAACAGCCGCACACAGCCAUACACACUUCAGCUCAGCGCAGCGAAACAGAAAAAGACCAGAAACCAACCAGAUCAGAUGAUGACCCUCCCCCCCAUCUCGCCCCGUCUCUCUCAAUGGUUCAUGCCCUCGCUGCCCUCGGUUUUUUGGCGUACUGCAUACCGCACAGCGGGCUGCACAGGUUGGCCUGCGACGGCUCCAUCACCAGCACUCUCCCACUCCCGCCCUCUUUCGCCCCGGAUGAGGAGGAGCACAGGUAAGAAGAGACACAGCAGCUGUUGGUGGUGGCUGGCUGUAGCUGUGGCCGAGCUACUGUGAGCGGCUGUCUCGGCGACACGAGUGGGGUGUAUAUGUGUGUGGCCGUGGCCGUGGCUGUGGCUGUGGCUGGCGGAAUGGGAGCUUGUGCAGCACUCGGUUGUGCUUGUCUCGCAGGUGGUGCUUGUGCUGUGACUGGUGGGAGUUUAUCCUUGUUCUUGACUUGGGGGGGCCCGACGGUGGCGUCGCGGUAAAUAGGCCGCGACUCAACCACAAUGUACUCGUUAACCACCUCGCCUGACACACACACACAGAGACAACAAUCCCUUCCUUCGGCUAUCCAACUUCUGAGCAGGCGUACCUAUGACAUCUCUGUCCCCCUCUCUCGGCGCCCAGCAGCACGACCGCCCCACCCCGCCCCUCGCCAACACCAUCGGUGUCUCGCCAACAGGCCUUCCCGUUGGCCACGGCGAGGGCGGCGCCGAUGCCGAUGCACCCAGACGACACGGCAUCAUGCAGAUCGUCGGCACCUUGGGCGGAGUCUGCAGCGCACGGGCGCCCCUCGGAGUGAUGGAUUGCGGCGUGGCCAGGAGGGACGAGCGUGGCGACUGCGACUCUUCGGGGAUCGGACUGAGGCACGGCCUCGGCUGCUGUUGCGGGAGCGGGGGCGGCAGUGUUUGCCGCGUGGGAGACACGUCCGUCUGUGUGGCGUGGUCCACCUGAGGCUUGGUGAGGAUCCUCGACAGCCACUCGGGUGUGCGUGCGCGUCCGACCGUGGCGCCCAGCUUGGUCUUGACUGGAGGUGCUGCUGGAAAUGUGUUGCGUCGCUUGAUGUCGCGGGCGAAUGGGAAGCUGACCCAUGAAGAUGGGUGCCUCGGCGAGACGCUCAUGUUGAGCUGCACAGGCAGCCUGGAACGCCGUUCGGUCUUGCUGCCUGGCGACGGGGGCGGCAGCAUCGACACACCCGAGUCGUUGAGGGCCUUGUUGCGCUGUGAUGCGUCCUCGUCCGGCGACGUGUAGAGGCUAAGACGCGAGUAGGGCGUGCCGAUGCCGCGGUAGACGUCUCCCGCCUCGCUGGGCGGGCGGGACACGCGAGGGCGGCGACGGUCGGCUGACGCCUUCCAUCGCUGCAGCUCCUCCACGAGGCGCUGGUUGUCUCGCUUCAGCACAUCUGAAUGACGCACAGACACAGACACGUGCAAUCCACAUAUAUGUGGCCUGCCAUCUGCACCCACCGACCCAUUCUCGCGGUGAGAGCGUCCAUUUCCUCGUCGAUCCCCCGUCGCGGCUCCAUGGGCGUUCCGACAGGCGUUGGAUGACUUCUGCUUGACCAGGCCGACAUGCUCGACAGCAGCUGCAAUUGCUGCGGCGCCUCGAGCGGCGACUGAGGGCCCUGCACCAUGAUGAUGGGCGACCACCCCAUGGCCAGAGGAGACGGUGCCAUCAGUCGCAGACCUUGGGACGGGGGGAGGCGGCCAGGGGCAGUGAGUGGGCGGCCUGGUGUUGAGGGAGCUGGCGCACUCUGGGCUCCACCUGGUGGCUUGCCGACCGACGGGGGUGGAUGGAGCUCGCUGGGAGUGUGGACACUGUAAGGGGAUCCGUCACCGCGGAGAUAUGGGGUGCCACUGGGGCUGAUCGGGGCUGCGUGCACCGCACACCACCGCCACACAAACAAACAGAUAGAUGACCACCACGCCAGUGUGUCUGUGUGGAUGUGUGUACCUCUCGCGAGUUCGUCUGCGAGCGAGAUUCGAGCAUGGACAGGGCCAGUCUGCAUCAUAGCUGCAGCAACGGCAUAGAAAAGGGGUAUGUCACAGUCACAAGCAGCCAGCGAGCUCGGGGAAUGAUGGAGUGUCGAGUUUUCGCUCACAGUUUGGCUGGGAGGGUCGAGGGUGGUACAGUCGGACUUUGAGCGACGCCACCUGCUGCUUGGCCUCAUUGUAGUGGGCCUGCAGGUGCUGCAUCGACUCCAUCAUACGCUCAUGCAGACGAGACACCUCCCUGCACACACAGACACACAGACACACAGACAAGGGAUUGGAAUCGGGCGGCUAGACAAGUAUGUGCACCUUCUGACCUUUGCUUGUCUUCCUGCGCUUCAAAAAGAUCAUUCUGCAGCUCGUGGAUGCGCUGACGCAAAGCGUCAUUCUCCUGCAGCAGCUCUGGCAACCAGACAGCACAGCACAGCACACAUGUGUUGAUUCAGAAGCAUGCAGUCCACUGACAGACGCCCACCUUGCAUCUUCCUUUGGAGGGUGCGGAUGUGGUCGUCUUUCUCGAUCUGGGCCGCCUCGGCCGUGAGAGCCACCCGCUGCGACUGCUCCAUUGCCAGCAACUGCUCUGCCUCCAUGUAACGCGCAUAGAUGUGCUGUAGUCACACACACACACACAUACAAAUUGGUGACAUUGUCGGUUGCGAGGUCUGUCCUUGCUGUGACGAUGCAUGCGUACAUCGAUGUCCUUUUGCAGCUUCUCGAGGUGUGCGAUGGAGGCCCUGCGCGACUUGUCGACGCGGAACUCCUCCGCUGCCAACACGUUCUGCAGCUGAACCCGCAACUGUUUGCACCAAUCACACACAGGUGACACGAACAGACGGACAUGCACUAUUUCGUGGCGCACUGCAGCUGACCCCUUCUAUGUCGUCUUUGGCCUUUUGUGCCGUUGCCCGCUUCUCUGUCUCGGCGCUGGCCAGCUCCUCUUCCAACUGCAUCAUGGCUGCACUCACAGAAGGAGCCACAAAACAGCGACAGAUAUAGAGAGAGGAGGAGGGAGGAACAGAGGCCUUUCCGUGCCAUGCGUACCAUUGAUGAGCUCUUCUCGCUGCCUGCGGUAGUGCUCCGCUUCUGCAUACAGCCUACAGCCACCAAACACAGACACACAGAGACAUGAGACUGUGGCGCGAGUGGAAGAGGGUGUCAAGCAAGGGGUGGGUGAGCCACCUUUGGUUCUCUGCAUCUGUAUCGGCCAUUGCGCUUUCGAUGUCCUUCCGUCGCUCGUCAAACUCCCGCUGCUGCUCGUCGAACUUAUCCUGCAGACAGGCCAGGCGGGACAGAGUAUUGUGUGUGUAUGUAUCAAUCGCACCCACUCACUCACUCACUCACUCAGCCGCAUUCAUUGUACAUCAAUAAUUGUCUCGUGUGAAUGAACAACGAAUCAGUCAACCAAUCAAUCUCACCCUUAAUGCCCCAUACUCCGACUUCAAAAUCCUGCGAGGCACGGCGUACAGUCAUUCAUAACGCUCCCGUCACUCACUCCUCGCCCUCUCACCUAUAUGUCUGCUUAGGGUCUGUUGUCUCCAAGAAGCGAUCAGCUCCCUCAGACAACAUCGGUGACGCACCCAGUGACGACACACCACCCACCGACCUUCCCUCUAUCUCCUGGGUCAUAUUGAAGCCACCCGGCCGAGACCCCUCCGACUCCCCCAUGCUGCUGGGCCGCUUUUCAGGCAGCCCGUCGUUGGCUUGAGGCUGCCCCUCACUCAUCUGAGAUGCGGGGCUGCGGGCCCCCAGCGCUUGCGAGGCCUUGACAGUGCUCCGGUCCGCCGCGAGUGUGCGCGUGACGUUGCGAUUGGCUGAGGGGCUGCUGGCGGCGCUCGAUGCACGUUUGGGAGCGGGGGGAUCCGCCGGACCUGCACGGGAAAGGCAGAAGGGUGGAUGCUGGCACGUGUGACUGGCAUGGCGUCCAUCCAGUGUUUUCUGGCGUACCCGGCUGCCCCCUUGCUUCCAUGGUUGCGGACGGGGUCCUGGUUACAGAAACAAUUUCAAACAAACAACCACAGGAGGGGCGGUUGUCUUCCUGUUUCCCUGCCUUUCUUUUGCUCCUCACCUCCCUCCCGAGUUACGGCGGCGGCCGAGCACCCCAGAGGCUGGCCCUCUCUUGGGGCUCAUCGAAGAAGCCUUCAUUCCGAUGGAUGGACGACUCUGUACAGGUGGCAAAGUUGCCUCUCUUGGUUUCCAGCACUCGACGCACCGUGCUGGG
Messenger RNA from Vitrella brassicaformis, 4270 nucleotides. The record is from the annotation of a GenBank genome assembly. Lineage: Eukaryota; Vitrellaceae.